AUACAGACUUGCGGUGGCGUGGUCAGGCGCUGAGUGGGCCGGGGAACCUUGUGCUGACCAACGUGGGGCCCAAGGACGAAGGGAUCUACGAGUGUGUGCUGUUCAGCCGAGGCCUCACCAAAACGGCUGCAGCAAAGCUCACAGUUCAAGUGGCGCCCAAGUUGGAGCAGGGCCUAGAGUCGUACUCCUUCCCCGUGACCAAAGUGAUGACCACCGCAUGCCUGGUGUCCGGCAGCCCCGCCCCCAACAUCAGCUGGUACCUCAACGGGGAGCUCAUCGAGAAGACAGGCCUGUAUACCGAGCGCAUCAAGAAGACGGGCGGGGAGAGCAUGAUCCUGUACACACUGCAGAAGAAACACUCGGGCUUCUACCAGUGUGUGGCCGAGAACGGCGUGGACCAGGUCAUGUCGGUGGCCUUCUUACAGGUCUCCCAGAAGGAGCUGGCUCCGCGUGGGCGGCCGACCAACGUGACCGCCGUGACCACCAGCACCUCCAUCCUGGUCACAUGGGACAACAACCUGGUCCAGUCAGAUCGCCCGUCCGUGGUGGCUUACCAGGUGGUCGGCGAGCGUUUCCCGCGUCAGAAGAUCUGCACGGUGAAGGAGAACACGUGGAGCCAGCAGUGCACGGUGAAGAACCUGCGGCCGGCCACCAACUACUCGCUGACCGUCCAGGCCUACAACAAGUACGGCGCCAGCGACCUCUCCGACAUCAUCUACGUGCAGACGCUGCCCGAUG
Messenger RNA from Aplysia californica (California sea hare), 738 nucleotides. Its product is annotated as protogenin A. Gene Ontology annotation, molecular function: cell-cell adhesion mediator activity. The record is from RefSeq and is a predicted model, not a curated record. Gene Ontology annotation, biological process: homophilic cell-cell adhesion; dendrite self-avoidance; axon guidance. NCBI's taxonomy places the organism in Eukaryota, Metazoa, Mollusca, Gastropoda, Aplysiida, Aplysiidae. Gene Ontology annotation, cellular component: plasma membrane; axon.